AUGUGGACAUUAGAUGAUGGAAAAGCAAUUCAUAUCGUUAUUGAAAAAGUUAAUAAAAUGGAAUGGUGGAGUCGUAUAGUAAAAACAGAUCCUGAAAUAAAUACACGUAAAGUUCAACCUGAAAAUUCUAAAUUGUCGGAUUUGGAUGGUGAAACACGAGGUAUGGUUGAAAAAAUGAUGUAUGAUCAACAUCGACGUGAAGCUGGUUUACCUACUUCUGAUGAACAAAAGAAACAAGAUAUGCUUAAAAAAUUUAUGGAUGCUCAUCCAGAAAUGGAUUUUAGUAAAUGCAAAUUCAAUUGA
Rotaria sordida is the source of this 303-nucleotide messenger RNA. NCBI's taxonomy places the organism in Eukaryota, Metazoa, Rotifera, Eurotatoria, Philodinida, Philodinidae. The record is from the annotation of a GenBank genome assembly.